CGAGGUCAAUAUGCGGCCAGGACCCGGGCUGGUCGUGAUGGCGCUUGCGUUUAUUUCGGGGGCUCGGCGUGGCAGCAGCAGCAGCAUCAGCUCAACAUUAGCAGCAACAGCAGCACCAACAACAUCGGCGGCAGCAACAGCAGCAGCAGCAACAUCAGCAGCGGCAGCAACAACACUCGGAGCAACUGCAGCAGGAGUAACUAGCGAUACUGCAGCAGGUCUAGCGGGCGGAGGAGGGAGGGGAAGAGGCAGAGACAGGGGAGUAGGAGGAGGAGGUGGAGGAGGCGGCGGAGGAGGAGGAGUUGCAGCAACGUUACCGUCCACUGGCGAAUCGUCGUCAUUCGUUCGCAGCUCUGGCUCAUACCUGCUGCCCAUCUUCCUGCCCCCUCAUCUCGAGUUCGCUCUUCAGUUUCCCAUUCAAGACCACGCCUACGAAUCGCCAGUAGCCGCCACCAGGAUUGGAGGAGAUCGGCAUCAGAGGCGGCGACGACGCGACAGUAGCAGCAGCAGUAGCAACAGAGACAUUGCAGGACGGGCAGGCGGAACAGGAAUCGGAAUCGGAAACGCAGCAGAUCCAGGAACGGGAGCAGGUGCCGGGGACAAGAGUGCGGUUACAGGAGCAACACCGGCCACCGAGUCCAUUGAAGGCAACAACGAGGAGGAAGAUCAGAACCCCGAGGCUCGGGAAGAGAGCGGCCUGCCCGUGCAGUUUCCCUCGUCGCAGGCCACCGACGAGGACGAGGACAUCUUUGCCCUGGUGGCCGAGGACGAUCUGCUGUCCGAGGAGUCCUUUGAUCGCCUGAUAAAGCUCAGUGAAGACGCCGACGAAGAGGACUACAACCAACCGCAGCAGCAGCAGCAGCAGGAGCAACAUCAUCGGCAGCCACACGAAACGGAAACGGAAUUAGAUACGGAGGCGGAGACCGAAACAGAAGCGGAAGUGGAAGCAGAAUCGGAAACGGAAACCGAACAGCAGCAGCAGGACGAGAGUCGUCUGAUUGAUGAGAGUGUCCUGCAGCACAACGAUAACAGGAACAUCCAACCGGAGGAGUUCGCCGCCAGCAACAGCAACAGUAACAGUAAUAGUAACAAUAACAAACGAGAGGCCAGCGACCACAUCCUUGAUGCCCAGACGGCCCAGCUGAUUGGUCACCAGGAUAACAGCUUGUCCGCCGUGGCCACCACCGAGUCAGCAGGAGCCGGCAACGCCACCAACACAUCCUUGCCAGCACCCGUGGAUCUCAAGAAAUCCAUACUCGGCACUGCGAGCUCGUUAACACGCCUUAAUCCUUGGAUAUCAGCCUGUGAUCUGGCACAGCCGGGCACAGCAACCGACUUGCAGGGUCAGUGCUCGGCUGGUACACUGCCCAUGGCCUGGGUCGAUGAGGGACCCGGGCCCCCAGCCUGCCCCCGAUCCUGCGCCGAACAGCAGCAGCAACCUCAGCAGCAGCCCAGCAGAACCUCCAAAACGAAACGGAGCGCCACCAAUAACAAUAAAGUCAAGUAUUUCGUAAACUAUAAGACAAGUCAGAUGCGUUUAAGCAGCAGGAGCAGAACCAGCAGCAGUAGCAGCAGUCGAGUGCGUCGGGAGAGGGAAGGAUAUUACACGGAGGAUAGUCCUUCGGCGCCCAGCACCACUGACGAUCUGGAUGUGGGCGAUAGUACGACCUCUGCCGGCAGUACCACCACCCUAACCACUAUUCCAGAGGCAGAGGUGGAGCCCACGCCUUCAUACAGUCAUCUGCAUGCCCAGGAGGGCAUUCAGCAGGUAGAGAUGGAACAGGAGCAACAGGAGCAACAACAACAGUGCCUUGAAUAUCUGGGCGAUUCCGCCGAGUCGAGUCCGCAGCAUCUGUGCGGUCUCCGGUCGCCCGGCCAGCUACUGGAGCGUCUGCAGACGCUGCGGCUGCGCAACUGCUGCGAGCGGAGCGUCUUCAGUGCCCUGCACACCCUCGCCCUCAACGCCAGCCUAACGGACCGGACCGAGUGCCUCCGCAUCCUAAACGAUCUGCUGGACGUGGACGGGCUGGCGAAUCGCAUCACCUGCGAACUGGCCGAGAUCUUGUUCCGCUUCGACUGCCGGCAGGUGUACUCGCUGAUCAACCAGUGCGACGACUGCAAGGAGGCAUAUCGUCGGUGGGUCUGCAGCACACUGGUGCCAUAUUUCGCCGAACCGAAGGAUGUUAAGACCGCCGACGAGGCUGCCAGCAAAUCGGCAGCAGCCAAGGCAAAAGCAAAAGCGGCGGCAGCUGCCAGCACGGCGGCAACAUCGAUGGCCGGCAAGAGCAAGCGUUCGGCGCGAAGCACUGCAGCCGGUGGAAUCAAGCAUAAAUCUCUGAAAUUAAUCAGCAAUAACAAUAAAUCAAAUAACGGCAAUAACAUGAACGAGCGUCAGAUUAAUCAGAAGCAUGACAAGAGCUCGAACGCGAACGGCAACAGUAACUCGAACAAGGACAAUGACCGCAGCGACGAGGAUGCGAUAGGCAGGGACUUGGCUCAGACCUUCUACGAUGUUGUUGGCCUGGCCAAGUUGCCAGGCGUUGAGGAUGAGGACGGUGGCGAGGAUGCCGAUGAACCACAACCAGAUGUUGGUACCGAGUCCGAUUCCGAGUCCACAUCCGAUAUUGAGAUGGAGGGCGAGACGGACACGGACACGGACACAGAUACAGAUACGGAAGCUGUGGCCAAACAACAAUCCAAUAAUUUCAUAUCGACUGCCAAUAAUUCGGAUCCCAGAGCCACGGAUCCAGUGAUAUCAAAACUACAGAAGAGAUCAACACGCAAGGCAGAGUUCCGUAAGCGCCGCCGUAUCCGGCCCUGCCUGAGCGUCUGCCAAACCGUGGAACAAAAGUGCCCCUACCUGCUGCCCGCCGAUCGCGCCCCCGCGCUGCCCACCCAAUAUGCCGGCGAGCCGACAUUUCUCUGCCUAGAUCAAAACAUACCCGAAACAGGGGCACAGCUGGAAAAGUCAAGCUACGGCCCCAACGACUGCUGCUACAGCUACUGCAACGGACCGGCGGAUGGCAUCUGCACCGUGUGCCAGGACUUUGCCCAAACCAGGACGGGAGGAGGCGACCCCGCGUCGGCGGCCAACUCCACACGUCGCAUCCACAACAUCACGCUCUCCCUGAGCUCGCAUCCCGGCGAGCAUGCCCGGGCCAAGAGCGUGGCCCUGGCUCUUCGGAACGUCAGCCAGUCUGGCGGGGAUCCGGAUGCCGUGGAGACCCUGCUCCAAAGAUUGCCCUACUACGCCCGGCACGACGGCGUCUUCUACUACGACGACGAGGGUGACAUGCCGCAGGAGCCGCUGUCCGGGGAUUGUGCGGCCGUUCCUUCUGUCUCCAGCCGCUGCACGAUACCGUACUAUGCCUCCGGCACCGAGCCGGUGGCGGCGCCGCCCACGCAGCUGCUGGUGUGGCUGAGCGCCCUGCUCGGCCUCCUCGGCAGCUGUGGGGCGGCUCGGCAGCGGUGGUGGAGUUGCCAGUGGUGGGGCGGCGGUUGCGUGCAACGAAAUCGUAGUCGCGCGGUCACCUGCGGGGACAACUGCCACGAACAGGAGCUGAUCCGGAUCCGGAUCCGGAAUAGGAGCAAGCAGGAGCGGUCGCGGGUGGCGGCACCUAAGAAAUCACACACCGAGAGAUCAGAAGUAGGAAGGAUAAUUCUCGCCUCGAAUGCCUGGCUAUGGCAUACAUAUAAACUAACGUAUAGGAAAGUACGGUAUUUUAGCAGUAGCCGAAGUAAGUUUAAAGGCGAGCCUAGACCUAGUCGUAUACCUAACUAUAGAGACUUACAUUCAAUGAGAGCAGUGCGAGCGGUACAAGCGGUACAAGCGGUACGAGAGGUGCGAGCGGUACGAACGGUACGAGCAGGCAUCCAAAUACAAUGGGGAUGGGGGGCAAAGGAUGCGAACGGGUCAAAGGGGGCCUGCGGCAUGGGGGUGCUGAGGGAGGGCGGAUGCAUUAGGACUAGGAACUAUCGCUAUUUCUACUACUACAACUACAACAUAAACGAUUGGUGGCGAAGAUGGUGGUGGUGGCGUUGUGGCGCCUUAUAGUGCCUGCAAAACGUAUGCAGCCAAAGCGGCAAAGAAAAAACCAAAAUAAAUACCAAAAGAUACACGAUGACAAUGGCACUUUGAUGUCAGAACUCUACCGCUCUCCUUAGUGGAUAUGACACGAUAAAAAAUUAAAUAAAUAAUAGCCAAAUCAGAAACGAUACAUAAUAGAUGUGGCAAGGAAAUAAAUGAAAAACAAAAAACCAAAAACCAAAAACAAGACACAUAGAGACAGACACACAGAUCCGUGGAUAUACAGUUUAAACCGAAAACAGAAAACCACUUAAAUAUUUAUGGUCCUCUUUCAAAUGAAAUAAAAACAAGCAUAAAUUAAUUAUAAAUCUCUAUUGAACAAAACCAAAAUAGCAUAUUUUAUUACAACUAGAAAAAAGAAUAUGAAUAUUUAAUUAAAAUAAAAGCAACUGCCACAAGAAUAGGUUUUUUAGAUAAACGAUAACGGAAAUACAAACAAAAAAAAAAAACCAACAAAACCAAAAAAACAUUUAAUAAAAAAACCAAAAACGAUACAACUAAAAAUAAUAUAAAAAAUGGGGAAAUCGAAAGGAUUAUAUAACUAGUUAUUAAUUUAAUUACUGGCGAACAAAAAAGUUUAGGUUAGCUAAAACGAAAAACCAAAAAAACAAAACUGAAAAUGAAAAUGAAAAACGGAAGAAAAAAAUAAAAUCCAAAAUUAAUUAGACUUAAUUUGUAAACGAUUAGAGAGUCUAAACAAAAAGAAAACAAAUAAAUUUCAGCCAUUAACGACGUAUAGGCCGCGUAUCAACCACCUCUCAAAAAAAGUACAUUAAUUAAAAGAAAAAAGCGAAACGUGAACUUUACUUAAAUUAGUUUAACAAACAAACAAAAAAAUGAAAAUACGUAGGCAUACAUGUAUUACGAACUAUAGUCGUGGUGGACGUGAUUUAAGGACAAUUAAAUCAAUUCAAGUGGCCCGCAAAGUGUCUAAACAAUGUCUUUAUUUAGUUCGAAUAACAAAAAAAAAAAAAGAAGAAAAAGUUCAUAUUUGUAUAAUCCAAACCGAAAAAAGUAAACGAAAGCCAAAUGCGGAAAAGCGAGAAGCGAGUGGAGAUGGGUAUAUAAAGCGCACAGUAAAAAACGUAUCUAUAAGAUUCAUCGACGGCCAUAGUGAAGGGACUUUAGCGAAAAUAUUCGGAUUCGGGUAAAAAAUAAACAUUGAAAAAAUGAAAGCAUUAACAGCAUACAUAACAUACACAUAUAUACAACCAUGCAACACACUCGAAAAAAAAAACAAUAUAUACAUGAUUAUAUUGUUUAUGUACGAUAGAUAUAGUCGAUGAGAAAAUGUGCAACGUAAACCGGAAUAUAAGUUAAUGACGAGGCGAUAGAAACAGAAACAACAACAACAAUAUACCUACUAUAUAAAUACUAACAAUGAAUAAUAAUACUUUUUGUAAUAAAGUGAACUCUAUGUAGCAUAUACAUAUAUAUUAAUUAUAUAUAUGAAAUAUAUAUAUUUAUAUAAUAUAUAUUGUCUUAACAACUUAUCGUACAUAACUUGCAAAUGAGAAGAGUUAGAACCGAAAAAAAACAAAUGAAAAGCUAUGAGUAAACCAAACGAGAAAAGCCUAAAGGAAAACCAAAACCAGAAAAAUUAAUUAAUUAAGAAAUAUUCAAAUAAAUAGUCGUAUUUGGUAUCAACUAAUUAACUAUUAAAAUAAGUACUAAACAAUUUGAGAGAACCCUCUGAUAGAGCACAGUCACUCCAUUCAGUCACUCACCGACUCACUCUCACAGGAUUGUAAGGACACCAAACGUUGAGCACUCCUCCUAUAUGAUUCAGUUGGCGCUUCUUACCCCUCUUACCUGUUCACCUGUCAGCCUCUCCAUUUCCAUACCCACACCCCCCUUUCAGUUUCUAUUUGUUUCUGGUAUUCGACAUUUGUUCGACUUUUUUCUCUUCAGAUCCUUCAUUAUCGAACGGUUUAACCCACUGCAGGCAGUGUUAGAGUUACCAGUUAUACAACUUUUUAAGUCUAUUAGGAAAACUUUCCGAAACAUUUCCAAAAACAUGUAAUUCUUUAAAAAAAUACAAAUUUUUGCAUUUGCAAAACUGACGAAAUUACUUUAGGUGAAGAUAGUUGACGAGAUGGUAUGGAUUUUGUUAGAUGUUGUAGUAGAAAUGUAAACGAUAUAACGAAACAGAACAGAGCAGCCUUCAUAUAGAACCUUAGGUCCUUCUUUCUAAACAUCCUUUACCCUGAAACUAAUUAUAUGUAAAUAGCAGUUCGCCUCAACCAAACACGAUCCAUAGGGUAUACUUACAAAAACUGAUUCAUAUUCUUUGAUAAAUUCUACUAUUACUCUCUGUCAUAUAAUUCACCAAAAAGUUUCUCCAGUCUACGUGAACAACUCUUUUUCGCAACAACAAAACGAAUAAAUACAAUACAAUUUAUGAGUUAACGUGGCCAAAAACUUUUCACUUAUCUCGGCUCGUCAACGAGGUAGUACUGUACAUUGAGGCGAAUGCAAGACAUUUUCUAAGAAAAGAAAGAGGGCGUGAAAGUCGGAGAAAGUUAGGGAAGACAUGACACGACCGUUAUCGUUGGCAACAAAACAACAGCAACAAAUUAUGAAAAAUGUAACAACAUAAACAACAGCAUAACAGUGAAAAUUUCAAUGGCGGAAAACGGAAACGGAAAUAUAGAACAAGAAGAAGAGGUGGAGGAGGAGCAGAGGAACAGUGGAGCCGCUGGCACAAAUUGCGCGCAUAUAGAAUGCAAAUUGUUAUGAAUUAUUGUGUACUUUUGUAAAACUUUUUGAUAUAUAUAAUAUAGUUAACAUGAAUAGAUGCCUAAAUAAUAAUAAAUUAAAUGUUAAUUUAUUUAAAUGUAAACAAUAAAUAGAGAAGGACACUGGAGUAGGCCGGCACGGUUGGGCUAGGGAUUCGGGGGACUGAGUAGGAUCCGCAACAGGGUUCACCCUCCCAUAAACACAAACACUCCAUCCCGAUUCCCGAUCCACCGAUUCCAGGCACUUAGAGUAUGUACGAAAAACCAAAAAAAAAAAAAAAUAAAUUAACUUUUAGGCGUUGGAUGAUGCACCGCAUGGAUCUAUGUAGACCCUUUUCUGUGGGGAAUACUAAUACUUUUCUGGAACGAAUCAAUUUUCAUUGUGCAUAGCGAAACUAGUUGAAUUGUGGUGUGUGUAUGUCAGUCAUAUGUGGGUAAAAUCGUAAACCAACCAGAGAUCGUGUCCAUCGAUGAUUAUUAUGCUAAUUGUGAGCAUCACUUAACAGUUGCCAUCUCAUGCGAUCCACAUACGAGAAAUUCUAAUUCAAAUCCAGAUCCGAAUCAAUAACCAAUUAGCACGAAUUAUACAAUAAUUUUUGUAAUUGAUUAGCCGCUGCCACACAAACCAGAAAAAUAAUGAAAAAUUAAAUACAAAUUAAUACAAAAAUCCGCUGCAGCAAAACAGAAUGUACGGCGGCGAAUGCUAGCAAUUAUUUUUUAAAAAACAAAACCAAAAAAAAAACAUAAAAAAAUAUUUAAAAUAUGUAAAAAAAAAAAACAGAAAGAUUUUUAAAAACGAAAACCAAAUUGGAAACACAAAAUUCUUUUUAGGCCAAAAGAAAUUACAUAAUUGAGUGCCAGGACAAAAGUGACAAAACAUAAAAAACAAAAACCAAAAAAAAGAAAAAUUUCAAAUGUGUUGUAUUUGAUAUCAUGCAAACAUGCACAGAAAACGAAAUAUUUGCGAAUGAAAGAAGGGAAACCCAAAUAUUAUAAACAAAGAAUUCAUAGCGUCAAGUCAAAUUUAAUUUAAUUAAAUGAAAACAUAGACUAAUUUAAAGGAAAGAAACACAAGCUAGCAAACAAAACCAAAUCUCCAUAAAAAUUGAAUACUUUAACCAUAGUAAUUCCGAAGGAAAAAACGUUUGCCUAGUGACCCAAAAAAAAAAACUUAAAACAUGACCCCAGAUAAUAGUAAUUUAGUGGGAACUAAUAAGAAAUCUUAAAAUCUAAAAAUCCCACAUGAGACAGCUAAAACUUUAACAAACCUAAACUGAAAUCUUCUGUACUUGUUAUUAAAAAAAAUCAAACAUAAAGAAAACAUAGAAAAAUCAACAAAUUAUAAAAAAAGCGAUUAAAAAAACCAAA
This is a messenger RNA of Drosophila bipectinata, 8193 nucleotides long. It is a transcript of the gene Mid1, whose product is annotated as Mid1. Gene Ontology annotation, cellular component: plasma membrane. Lineage: Eukaryota; Metazoa; Arthropoda; Insecta; Diptera; Drosophilidae. Gene Ontology annotation, biological process: calcium ion import across plasma membrane. The record is from RefSeq and is a predicted model, not a curated record. Gene Ontology annotation, molecular function: stretch-activated, monoatomic cation-selective, calcium channel activity.